CAGCGUCUGCAGUUAAAUCUUGAAAUGGGUAGUUUCUCUUGCAUUUAUUUAUUAUGAUUGUGCUACCUCACCUGUUGCUGCCUCAGCACUGGCCUUCAUACCUGCCACCUUGCACUGGUCUUAGCCUUUACAGAUUGUGUUUAUAGAGAGUGGGAGUGAGCAGUUUGUUGUCACAUUGUGCAGGGUCUGAGUUUAGAAGGGCUGGUGUUCAAAUCUUGCUCGUUGCCAAAUGGCAGGAAAGGUCCACAGACUGAGUGCUGAACAACGAGAGCAACUUCUUCCCAACCUUCAAGCGGUGGGUUGGUCUGACGUCGAAGGAAGAGAUGCCAUUUAUAAAGAGUUUGUCUUUAAAAACUUUAACCAGGCCUUUGGUUUCAUGACCAAAGUGGCACUACAAGCAGAAAAAAUGGAUCACCACCCAGAGUGGUUCAACGUUUAUAACAAGGUCCACAUAACACUGAGCACACAUGACUGUGGGGGUCUGUCUGAGCGAGAUAUUAAGAUGGCUACCUUUAUUGAAGAAGCUAAGAUUUCACACUGAAAUCUAGGGGUGUGUCUGUGGUUGCCGGUACCAAAUGAACUUGAGUCUUCAGUGAGAUUUAUUUCAGAACAGACCAGUGUGUUCUUAAAAGAUUUUGAAGGCUGGCAAAUGUUUGAAAUUUACCACAGAUUAAUCUAGAAUCAUUCUAUUUAAAUUGAACUGAUCAGAGCUAGUUUACAUGUUGUGAAUGUACAUACUGUGAGAAAGUUUUGUUAUAUGAAUAAAAUGCAAAUCAAUGUAGCCAUGAUUUUAGACAUGAAGAGUUAAGUCAUUCCAAAAUUGCAGAUACUUGGAAAACCAAACAGCAAAUGCAGUGCUAUAAUACUGUCAGUGAUUCACUUAAAUACAGAAUGAAAACUCAGGCAUUGUUUGGAUUCUCUGUCUCAAACCAUCCGUGGUAAUCCCUACUUUGCAAGCAUCCCCCACCAUUCAAUUGUGAAUGUGUAAAUGCUGCUGCUUUGACCAGUUCAUCAAC
This is a messenger RNA of Hemiscyllium ocellatum (epaulette shark), 1016 nucleotides long. RefSeq names its product pterin-4 alpha-carbinolamine dehydratase/dimerization cofactor of hepatocyte nuclear factor 1 alpha (gene pcbd1). Gene Ontology annotation, biological process: tetrahydrobiopterin biosynthetic process. The record is from RefSeq and is a predicted model, not a curated record. NCBI's taxonomy places the organism in Eukaryota, Metazoa, Chordata, Chondrichthyes, Orectolobiformes, Hemiscylliidae. Gene Ontology annotation, molecular function: 4-alpha-hydroxytetrahydrobiopterin dehydratase activity. Bases 230 to 541 code for a protein of 103 amino acids. The transcript has 4 exons.